AGAUUGCUUUGGGUUUUAUACGAAACUGCUGACUAGUCAGGAGGAGGAGAGAGGACUUCUUCAAACUACAUAUUUCUGGAUAUUUCUACAUCUAAAUGGAAUUAGUUGGACCUGAAGCGGUUUGUGAAAGGAAUAGACAUGGUACAUGGACACAGCUUCCAUCGCGUUGUUGCUGUAAGUCUUCUCAUACUGGGGUUGUCUGGGGCAACGAAGAAGGAACUUGCAGUGAAAAACAAUUCUGGAGUGAAGCCUGCAGGUCAGUGUGGGACAUGGGUGAAAGAACCAGACGGAGGGCUGUUCACUUCUCCCAAUUACCCCAACAAAUACCCCCCAGACACCGAGUGCGUUUACAUCCUUGAAGCUCCACCAAGACAAUGCAUCGAUCUACACUUUGAGGAGAACUACUCAAUCGAAUCCUCUUGGGAAUGUAAAUUUGACAACAUCGAAGUCAGGGAUGGACCUUUCGGCUUCAGCCCCAUGCUCGGACGCUACUGCGGUCAACAAAGUCCCCCCGACAUCAGGAGUAGUGGGAGAUACCUGUGGAUAAAGUUUGUCACGGACGGAGAGCUGGAAGCGGUCGGAUUUUCUGCGAGCUACAACUUCACGGCGGAUCCAGACUUCUCUGACCUGGGCGUCCCACCACCUCUGCCCUCGUGUCAGUAUGAUAUGGUGGGACCAGAGGGGAUAGUGGAGUCACAUCAGAUCACCAGAGAUGGGAAGGCUGGUGCCACUGAGGCUGUGGACUGUAAAUGGUACAUCCGAGCGCCGCCUAGGUCCAAGAUCUACCUACGUUUCCUGGACUAUGAGAUGGCUAAUUCAAAUGAAUGCAAGCGUAACUUUGUAGCAGUGUAUGAUGGUGGCAGCUCAGUGGAGGACCUCAAGAGUAAAUUCUGCUCCACGGUUGCCAACGACAUCAUGCUGGUGUCCACUCUGGGGGUGAUCCGGAUGUGGGCGGAUGAGGCCAGUCGAAAGAGCCGAUUCCGCAUCCUGUUCACCACCUACCAAGAGCCUCCUUGUGAUGCCGAUGCCUUCUUCUGUCACAGUAACAUGUGCAUUAAUAAUACCCUGGUGUGUAAUGGGAUGCAGAACUGCGUCUACCCCUGGGACGAGAACCAAUGUAAAGAGAAAAGAAAAGCCAACAUCCUGGACAACCUGAACAACACAAAUGGCACCAUCAUCGGGGUGACCUGCUGCAUCGUGCUCCUCCUUCUCAUCGUAUCCGUCAUAGUUCAGAUCAAACAGCCUCGUAAAAAGUAUAUCCUGCGUCGUGAGGACUUUGACCCCACUCUUUUCCAGGAGGUCUUUGAGCCGCCACAUUACGAGCUGUGCACUUUACGCUCCACCACCUCUGCUGCAGCGGCCUCUGCAGACCUGGUGGACCUGGCUGAGGACUUUGAGAACUACCACGCCCUCAGAAGAGCCUCCUCCAGGUGUGUCCAUGAUCACCACUGUGGUUCCUCAUCCAACCCGGGCUCAGCACACUUCUCCCAGCUGUCUCUGAGCGGCAGAGGCAGUAGAGGAAACUUGAGCACCAGAGAAGCAGCCACUCUCCUGACAGACCUCCCACAGGCCCCCAUGUCCGUGCGCCCCCUGCUGCCUGGGACAGGGAACCGCAGAAGCAUCCUGGUCAUGAAGCACAGCUACUCACAGGAGGCAGCGGACAAUGGCUGUGACCUGGACGACGACAUGGAGGAAGUGCCCACCACCAGCCACAGGCUCUCACGCCACGAGAAGGCCGUACAGCGGUUCUGCCUCAUUGGCUCUUUGAGCAAACAUGAAUCAGAGUACAACACAACUAGGGUCUAGGAGACAAUCUCAAGAUACUUCAGACAGGUGCAACAUUCCUCUGCUUCUUGCCAAGUCUGACUGCACUGGGAGCUAAACCUUUUCUCUCUUUGUGCAUCUUGAAUGAACUGUUCCUCUGUAGAGAAUGUGUGCACUUGUUUCAAUGGGACAGCAGAGAUGCAUAACUGUGAAUGACUGGCUUCAGGAGUGAUGAGCCAUGGGACAAUGAUUAUUUAG
Messenger RNA from Boleophthalmus pectinirostris (great blue-spotted mudskipper), 2022 nucleotides. It is a transcript of the gene neto1l, whose product is annotated as neuropilin (NRP) and tolloid (TLL)-like 1, like. The transcript has 13 exons. The record is from RefSeq and is a predicted model, not a curated record. The coding region runs from base 139 to 1806 and encodes 555 amino acids. Gene Ontology annotation, molecular function: protein binding. Lineage: Eukaryota; Metazoa; Chordata; Actinopteri; Gobiiformes; Gobiidae.